Molecule: messenger RNA, 1257 nt
Organism: Podospora pseudocomata
Lineage: Eukaryota; Fungi; Ascomycota; Sordariomycetes; Sordariales; Podosporaceae
Exons: 2
Coding region: 1-1257 (418 amino acids)
Source: RefSeq, a predicted model, not a curated record
AUGAGACGUUCGCCUCCAGCUCCAGGACUUAGACCUCAAUCCCUCCCUGCGCUUCCAAGACCUACUCGCCCUGCCCCUUCGUCCCGCCCGGUGACCUACCCUCCUCCACAGGAUUACCGCCCAGCACCACCAGUCCCCUACCUCAACCUGCCCCCCGCACCCCCCCUGGCACCCCUCCGACCCCGCGGCCCUCGCCCCCCAGCCCCCUACGUAGAGUCCAAGUCGCGGCCGCGGUCGCGGUCCCCCUCCUCCCCGCCAAACAAAUCAGAUCCCUCCCCCUCAAGCCCCCCGCCCCAAAUCGACCCCUCCAUCAACCCCAUCCUCCGCGCCCACCUCACCGCCCUCAGCCCCGAAACCCGCCGCGUCCUCCCCUCCAUCCUCACCCGCCUCGGCCGCACCUCCCACGCCCAAACAUGCGAACAAUUCGACUUCACCAACACCACCCGCCUCGACCCCUCCAUCCGCCCGGCCAAAAACCCACAAGUAACCGUCAAAGUAGUCAACAUGGACACCCUUGAAGCGGCCCUCUCUCUCCCCGAGCGGGACCCACCUCCCCUCCCCAAAGACGGACAGCCAGUCCGGUUCAGGCCAUUAAUCCUCAACUUUAGCGACGUAGACCGCCCCUCCGGGAACGAGAGGCGGGGUAGUAGACACGGGGAUUUCUCUCAGAGCGAGAGUCUGUGCUAUAGGACUUCUCUCGGGAUGAGUCUAGAACGGGGGCGGCACCCGGUGGGAAUGAACACCUCUGUGCUCUACAAUCCGUACGUUGAAGUUGUUCGUCGGGACACGUCCGGUCGCUUCCUCGAUCUGGACCACCCCGAGAAUUUGCCCGUCGUGGCGGCCAUCACGAUGGGGGCGCAGUACCGCCCCGAGACAAAAACCUACAUGGUGCCUGCUGGGCUGGGGAGGACGAGGCCGAAGCAGGCUUUUCAUCGGUAUACUGACAGAGAAAGGCUCAAGAUGAGGAUGAGGUUGACGCUGAGGGUGGCGGGGAUGCACAGGCAUACUAGGUUGGUUCUUGGGGCGGUGGGGUGCGGGAGGAGGUACAAGAACCCGGCCGAGGAUGUGGCGUUGUGCUGGUUGGAGGUGUUGAGGGAGGAUGAGUUUGCGGUGGAUUGGUGGACCGAUGUGGUGUUUGCCGUGUGGGACCCGCCUGGGGCGGGACUGGAUUCGGUGUCCAAGUUUAAUCAUGAGAUUUUUAAACGGGUGCUGGAUGGGAAGCACGUGGGGGAGUAUUAUUGGAGGUUGCAUGAGUAG